GUGAGGUCACUCGUACCAUCCUGGGAAGGCACUCCCGGGCAGCAGCCGAGACAUACGCGAUUUACUCGCGAGACCUCAUUGUUGCACCGACCAGAGAGCUUCAAGGAGUAAUCAAUAAGGUGCCGCAGACUGAGACUUGGUUCGUGAAUGAGAAGUCACACAUCCUCCAUGUUUUGAGCAAUGCUGCAAGCGGUGAUGACUUUUUGCACCGCGACAUCCCUCACGCGGCCAUGGCGUCCAUUUUGGACAGCGAAGCUCAGUUCGAUCUACGGUCGAAUGAAUGCAAGGUUAUCGAUCAGCAGGAGUUCACGGCUUGGGUGAGGACGCUGGAACCUCAUGCUACAUUGGGCGGCAUUGCGAGUUUGCGUAGGUUGACUUUUGAAAGCCAAACGCAACUUUUAGCGUUGCUAAAGGAGCAGGUGACUGCGCCUGAAGCAAUGCCGCGCAAAGUACCACAGGCUGAGCGUGAGGCUCGCUUGGCUUUGGUGCAAGGCAGGUUGAACGGCGUUUUGAUUGAAGGGGUGAUGGAGCCAGGUCAUGCGCUCUUAGAUGCGGUGGUACAUAUGGUGGAGAAGAAUCAGUUCAAAUAUCUGAGCCCAGACAGGUGCAUCUCUCGUGUGCACGAACUCACAAACCAGAAGACUCCUGAUCGCAUUUUGGAAAUUGAAGCGAACAAAAUCGUGGUGAAGAACCAGGACGAAGGUUUAGAGGUUGCGGCUCACUCUUCACUGCAGAUAUUGGAGGCACUCAAACGCAGGGGAAUCGCAUUAGAGUUUGGCGAUUGUAUGGAUUACAACAAGCGUGAGAAGUACUUGCAGACUCUUUUCCAACAUCUCCAUCGCGAGCCGCCGCCGGGGUUUCAACGUUGCACAGUUUCUCAACUUGUGGCCGCCGACAAAGAGGCUUGGAAGCGUGUGAUUGAGUUGAACGUCAAGCCUAGGCGUGCGGAAGAUGGUUCGCGCCCCCUUGACACCCAAUUGUUGCAGGCUCUCACAUCGUAUGAGGUUUCCUUCACGUUGAUUCCUUUGCCGUCCAAGCCGAAGCCUGAACCUAAGCGUGACAAGGGUGAUUACCAAUUGCAAGAUGGUUCUAAGGGCAAAGGUAAACCUUUGACCGGGCCCAAGCCUUUGCGCUCUGAGGAAUUCCCUGAUGGGCUUCCAAACUUGAACACUUUGGAUAGGAUUAGGGAGACCGCUUAUCCGUUACAAUUGGCGUACACCAUUGCCCACGCUUUUGCAUCCAUCGCAGUUGAUCGAGGCUGGUCACCGCCCGGGCAACCGCUCACCCCUCCGUCCAAGGUCCACUAUGCCUUUUUACGCGCGGUGGUUGGCCAGCAACCAAAAGCCUCAAGACUUCCACCGGUCUUGUCGGAGUAUGCUGAGGUCAUCCAUAGGCACUUUAAUCCGCAAACCUUGCCGAUCCAGCCUGGACAGCUCUUGCCCUCAGACUGGCAAGACAUUCCUGCAGGCUCUAAGUUCCUCAAGUACACUCCGCUACGGUUAACUGGGGGUGACGGUAAUAGGAAUGUAGGAGAAGUUGAGGCAGGCAAAGUCAGCGGUGCUUUUGGUGUCUACAGAAGUCCUGACGUGUUCGUCAAAGAGGCGGAAGAAGACCAGAUCAGACAAUCGUUGCCGGAUCAUGCGAAAGCCAUACUCGCCCCCAAGCGCAUUGCACUUUGGACGCACUUGCUUCGUGAGUAUAAUUACCCUGACCAAGGGGUGGUUGAUGAGCUCAUAGGGGGUGUGCGGUUGACGGGUCCAGUGCCUAGGUCUGCUGUCUUUGAACACUCCUUCAAGCCUGCUCUCCUUACCGAGGGGGAGUUGCAGAAGGGGGCGCCAGCAUCUAGGGCUGCCUUAAUCCACAGUGUAAGAAGUAGCGGGGAUGCUUUCAUUGACGCCGAGGUUUACAGGAAAACUCAGGAAGAGGUGCGACUGAUAGAUGAUUUUUCCUGCAGCAUGGUGAACCAGACCACGCAGGUGGAGACCACACCACAGUUGCACACUCUGGAUGUGAUUGCUGCCCUCCUGCUUGAGCUGGCUAAAGAGUGGGUUGGAAAGACAGUGGAUUUAGCAGCGGCUUACCGACAGCUGGCAAUCUCUCCACAAAGCCUUUGGGCAUCAUAUGUAGCAACCUUUAACCCCACCAGUCGUCGUGUAGAAAUAUACCAAGUGCUUGCAUGGCCUUUCGGGGCGUCCAGUUCGGUGUACGGGUUCAUCCGCGUGGCGCACUCCCUUUGGUGGUUGGGGUGCGUGGGCCUGGACUUUGUUUGGACGUCGUUCUACGAUGACUUUGUCACUUUAGCCAGGAACGGUGAGCAAGACCUGGUGGACAGGGCUGUCAAACAGGGUGACAAGGACCAACCGUUUGGCCAAACCUUUUGUGCGCUGGGAGUCGAGAUCUCCUUCAAAUCUUGGUCUAAAGGCAUUGCCGUUUGGCAGAAUACCAAACGCAGGAUUCGUGAGCUUGUUGAGACCAUCGACAAAAUCCUUGAAGCCGGAGAGUUGGCGCAGCCGCUUGCACUGUCGCUGCGAGGGCGCAUGCAAUUCGCUAGGUGCCAGAUCUGGGGCAGGUCCAGCAAGAUUUGCUUGAAUGCUAUCACAAACCAUGCAUACGGCGGGCCGAGCAAGAAGCUUAGCCCUGAG
Durusdinium trenchii is the source of this 2642-nucleotide messenger RNA. Lineage: Eukaryota; Dinophyceae; Suessiales; Symbiodiniaceae. The record is from the annotation of a GenBank genome assembly.